Molecule: messenger RNA, 9194 nt
Organism: Labrus mixtus (cuckoo wrasse)
Lineage: Eukaryota; Metazoa; Chordata; Actinopteri; Labriformes; Labridae
Gene: rgs17
Product: regulator of G protein signaling 17
Exons: 6
Coding region: 534-1163 (209 amino acids)
Source: RefSeq, a predicted model, not a curated record
GCUCGGCGGCGUUCGGUGCUGAAGUGGGGCGGAUGGCAGAAAAACAGCGGCGAUGGACAUUACACCGCAGGAUUCCCAUAUACGAUGUCAUUAAACGAACAUCGGAACACUGCGUUCUCACACCUUUCGCCCUAGGAUGCUGACAGCCCAACAAAAAGGGGAUGCUGUACCAUCACUGCUCCGUGUGCUCUCAAGUCCAUCAAUGACCCUUUUCUCCAAAAUCAAAGGACGCCUAGGAGUUCCCUGCAAGUGAAAUAAGGAAACAGAAAACAGGAGGAAGUCACAUUUUCACCUCGGCUGUCAACUACCCCUUUUCUGUGCCUGUCGGACAGGGAUGGUGAAACCAGUAACCCCUGUUCACCGUGGUGAAAAGAAGCUACCCACAUCUCCAGUGAGCAGAAACAGCCAGACCAUCAGCCAAACAGACAGCCCAGCAGCCAGUCACUCCGUCGACCAGCCUGCUCUCAUCCAGCAACUUAUUACCUCAUGCCAUGACCGCUCUGUGUAACCAGUGUUUAGGAACUCGCUAAUUCAUGCCCCGCAGUGUGAGUGGAGUGGAGAUGAGAAAAAGGCAGGCGGCACACAUCGAGGCCCCUCCCCAGGCCCCUGGACAGCCCCGACCCAACACCUGCUGCCUCUGCUGGUGCGGCUGCUGCAAGUGUCUCUGGAAUGAAGACAGACUUGAGAGGAGUGAGCGACAGACCUGCACCAAGAUGGAUAGUAUUGAAGCAACAGAAGAACAAUACCCAAGUCUCGAGGAGGUGCUGUCGUGGGCACGGAGCUUUGAGAUGAUGCUGCGCUCGUUGGAGGGCCGGGAGGUCUUCCAGGAGUUCCUGCGCUCGGAGUACAGCGAGGACAACCUGCUUUUCUGGUUGGCCUGUGAAGAGCUGAAAAAGGAGACAAAUCCCACCGUGGUGGAGGAGAAGUCGAGGAUCAUAUAUGAAGACUACGUGUCCAUAUUAUCACCCAAAGAGGUGAGUCUCGAUUCACGGGUCAGAGAAGGAAUAAACCUGACUCUGGCAGAGCCCAGCAACCUGAUGUACGAGGAGGCCCAGUUCCAGAUCUACACCCUGAUGCACCGCGACUCCUUCCCCCGUUUCCUCAACUCCACCGUUUACAGAGACCUCCUGGCCAACAGGAGGCGCGCCUGCCUCGACACCUAGACCCAUCUGACCUCUGUCAUCGCCAUCGUUCGCCAACGAGACUACUACUUAAACUUCAAAUACUACUAUGGUGCCAGAAGUUGGGUUUGAAAAUCUCUCCCUGUUUUUUUUUUUUUUUUUUUUGAUGAAGAGACUGAAUUACAUCCAAGAUAGCUGAUUUGUUUUUGGUUUUGUUUUUUGUUUUUUUUAAGCAAUUUCUAUCCAGUUCUCCACUGGUGCCAGGUCGGCCUUUGCUGGUUGGUUAUUGGUCAGUUUGAGACCAUUAAUGCUGGCCAGUGAUUGUUUUGCUAGCAGUUUGUGAUGUUUGUUAAGGCUGACUGGCCAACUCACGUGUGGGCCCGUUGGUUGAAGCUGCCAACAUGAUGGAGAGCUGUUUGUUAACUGUGGACAUCGACUCCUCAGAUGCUGGGGACGAAAAGAGAGAGAGACGGAAAAGACAUGCUAACUGUUCCUGUACUGUAAUAUUUAGACCUCAUACUUUGUCCUUUACUUUAAUAUUCUCUUUCUUUACUCAUUCUUUCUUAUCGUUUUUUUUUGUUUUUUAUUAUCUUGUCCCAUUCCUCGGAUGUGUUUUAUUUCUUUUCUGUCUGAACACACCAAGAUGUUGGUGGGAGUUAGGGCAUCUCUUGCCCAUUGUUCCUGUAGAAGCACUGGCUCUGCAUGAAACUCUCUCUCUCUCUACAGUAGCUUGACGAUGUAAGCCGCGGACUGCAACCGUUUUUGAAUAUUGAGAUGUAUUAGGACAGGUGACCUGUCUCUCUGGCUGUCUAUGUUCAGUGAAGGGAAAACGUACACCUCUGCCAAUUUAGAGCUUACUGCAUUUUUUAUUGAGGAGAUAUGGAGGCUCCUACAGCGAAGGCAGUCGCAGCAGCACCUACACAUGCGUCCAUCCAGAUGUCCAUCUAUCCGUCCAUCUGUCAGUAGAAGCACUUUCCUUCUUUAGGAUUCUUUAACUGGGAGAAGUAAGGGCUAGAAUUGUGGUUGGGCAGCUACAUGUAUUACUCAUGAACUUUCAAACAAAGAAAUCUCUCCGCUGAGAAAAUCACAAUGCCUUUACAUGUAAGAAAAGGCAGCACAAGGGCUGCUUUGAGUUUUUUUUUCUGGAGAGCAACCACAGUUUGUCCAAUGAUCCCUACAUCCCAUCUUUUUUCCCCUCCCUCCAACUCAGACCAUCACAGCCUGACAAGCACAGGUGCCCAAUGUGUGUGUGUGUGUGUGUGUGUUUGUGUGUGUGUGUGGGGGGGGGAAACCCAGCUGGACAAAAUAACCAUAAACGAACCAACAUUGACCGAGCAAAGUCAUCUACAUUUUAAAAUGAUUGCGUAGAACAGAGGAUUUACCUUUAAGUGUUGGAAAAGUGAAUCGACCUUUGUGGGAAAGCUGAUUCUGCAUAAAGAAAUAAGCAGAUUCAGCAGGCACUGGUGUUAUUAAAGGGCUUUCGGGCCCUGGCCUUUGCCUGUAAGGCUUUAGCUUUGGAUGCUGUAGGUAACUUGACAGUCGUUGGACUGGGAUGUCCAAUAUCAAUCUGGAGAUAUGUGACCCGGGUGCCAAACAUGAUGUCAAAGAUGCUGUGUAGAGAUAUUAGAUGUGACUGGUCUCUGUCUGUUUCUCUUGCAGGUGAGGUUUGUAGACUGUAAGGUAGUACUACAAAUAUCUACUGCAUACUAAAGACACUCGUUUUUUUCCUAGAGCUAGUGGAGAGGGUUGGUAUAAUAAUACUAACAUGCUAACAUUCCGGGCUAGCAAAGAAUUUUGUGUAGUCAUGCUACAUGCUAGCCUCGUCAACAAGGCUGACUAGGUUUAAGCAUGCUGCAGGCGGCUAGCAUGUUUGUGCUAGCAAUGCUAAUCUUCCAUCCCACUGCCAGCCCUCUCACACUCUGGUCGGUUUUUAAAUCUGACUUUGACAGCAUGCGAUGAUAAUUGCUCUAUGUAUGUGUGUAUGGUACAGUUAACACACCCAACGAAACAUUUUUGAAAAGAAGAACAUUUAUGUGGUUUUUGCCAAAUGUCCCAUUUAAAAUGAUAAAAGUAUAUAAAUGGAACUUUUUUUUAAUGAUGAUGUGAACAUGAACUUUGUUCCUGGCCUGUGGAUGUGCAGUAGAAAGUGCAUGAGUGCAGUGUGCUAUUUUCCAUGUUCAAUCAACCAGGCCUCCGAGUAUAUACGUAUUCUACCACAUGAUGAUUAGUAGACCUUCUGGUUUGGUGGUUAAUGCGUCUUAAAAGUGUCAACGAAAGAGUGCCACUCCUCAAGGAUAAAUGUGGGCAUCAUUGUUGCCACUUACUUUUAACUACCUGAAGUUUAUGUGCCAAGUUGGUCUAGAUUCCCUUUGAAAAUGCAGAAUGUCUAGCAGACUAUUAUAAUUGGAUGUAGUUAGUAAUAAAAGAUUGGAGUCUACCUUAACCUUUGUCCCACUACCUUAGAUUUGUUUUGAAUUGAAUUUUGUUAAAUUAAUUUGCAUGACACCUGUCAGAAAAUGCAAUAUCGUAUGUCUAGUUAGUAAAGUUUACUAGCGAAACUAAAUAAGGAAACUAAUUGAAUUUAUCUUUUUUUUUUUUAAAGAUAUAGAAAUUCUCUACAAAAGGCCUAAGUGAAAGAGUCCACAGAGUCAAUCCCGUUUUCCUCCCAACUUACUUUCACUCACUGUUAAAUGCUGACUGGAUGAAACUGCCAGUUCAAAACCAACUCAUCAUAUUGAUACAGACGCUUUCAGUCAAGUACUUGUUUAAGUUAAUGAAAUAUAUGCUGCAAUGUCCAGAAAGCAAGUCUAAACCAAUAACCACCCAGCAGAAAGUAUACUAUAUAUUUAAUCUCACAACACAGUACUCACUUUAGACUACAUUGAUACCCAUGAGGACUUGAUUCAUAGUUCUUAGAUGCUGUAAUGAAGAUCUGUGCAUGCAUGUGCUCAGUUGUUCAGUGGUAGAUACAGAUUCAGGGUCAUUCACCAACUCUGACACUGAAGGAGAGAUUUUCCAGAAAAGCAUUUCAGUUGUUGUAUGUCGACUAUUCUGUCAUUUUUGACUCAGCAGGAGGAAGCCUGCCACUCUUAAAUCUCUCCAUCAGACACAUUUCUCCACUACCCAGUACAGCUAUGUUUCCUUGUUGCUGAGUCUAUACGGUAAUCAACACAAGAAUGUUUCACCAAGAACCAGAAAAUGAAAUCAUGGUGCAAUUAAACCGAGUUUACAUGUAUAAAUUGUGAGAUGUGUGUACCUUGUUAAAUAUUCUGUAUGUUGGGAAGCUUACUGUCUCCGGUGAGAGCAGAGAAGCCAGCAGGUUUUGUCGCUGGCCUGAGACUUUGCGCUGUGCUAAAAGCGGUUAGCACUCUCCGGGGUUUACAGGGAGGACAGACACAGCAGAAACCCAGGUAACAGUGUUUUACAGGGAGGACAGACAAAGCAGAUAGAAUGAUUUUCUGCUUCAGUCCUUUCCUUUUUACUUAUUGUGACUUUUACAUAGCUAGGGGAGGGGAGGGGGGGGGGGGGGGGUACACAGCUGUUUAUUUUUAUUAACUGCAUUUCAAAUGUGGAUUUUACAAGCAAUGCUAAUGAUGUGAAGUGAUGUAGUGUCAUCACUGAGUUUGGAUUUUUUGUCUUUAAAAUCCCAUGGGUACCAAGUGAGCGGGUGUUUUGAAAACAUGGCUGUGGUUUGGUUUUAUUUGACUGAAGAAUACAAAACAUUGAGAGCUGAAGUGUCCUGAUUUGUUGGAGGAGGUUUGAGAAACUUUGGCCUUAAUGACAUUUUUUUUUCAUUGUAUAAAAAAAAACAACAACAACGUCUCUGUAGGCUUUUCACUACCUCUCAUGUUGGUUAAUUUAUUUCACAUCUAGUUGUCAAUUUACAAGUUGUUUUUAGAUCUACUUGAAGCCUAACACUGUAAACAAAAUGUGCACAGAAAAAAAAGACUAUGUAUAUGACCAGAGGGGUUAAAGAGAGUUUGGCCUAGUCCACUUUUUUUUGUAUGUAUGUUUGUUUUUAAUUAUGCUGAGCUGAACUAGAUUUUGCAUCUCUGUAAAGAAUUCAGGAAUCCACUGUCUAAGGGCUAAUCCCAUUUUGCCUAUGCAAAUCUGUUACUGUGGGUGAGUUGGGAAAGGGCGAACUACCGCACCUUUCAUCGGGUUUAGAUGGACCAUGGUUUACAUUGCCCUUUGCUGGUAUUCUUCAAUCUUAUUCAGCAAAAAUGUACGCUUAUUUUUGUUUCUAUAUAAAUAUAUAUAAAAUCUAUAUAUAUAUAUAACAAGUAAUAUACAGAGAAAAUAGUAUAUGCCUUCGUGAUGAUAAAAAAGAAACCUUUCUGAAAACAAAUAAAUGUGUGGUUGUCUGACAUUAUGUUGCUGUGUGCUGGAGUCUUGGUAAGAUGAUAAAGAUGACUGAAAUUAAACUGACAGUUAAGAGGGGAAAAAGUAAUUUCUCAGUAGUAGCUGACCCUGUGCAGUAGUUCUGAAAGCAUUAUUUAUUUCAGGCUCAACCACAUCCUGACUGUCUGUGACACAUUUUUUUUAUCCAGCCUUGGCCUGUUAUGUUAAUAAGGUAUGUGGGUCAAUAUCGAUUUGUCAUAGUUUUUAUUGUUAAUUUUACAGCAACACUGUUACUUUUGUUAAGCAAAGGCUAUUGUUGCCCCAGCGGACAGUUGGGGGGGGGGGGGGGGGAUAAGGGCAGAUGAUGGGCUACAUGUGCAAAAUAGCACAAGUAGAAUAGAGUCAUCAUAAAGUCAGCAAAAUUCAGUAAUGUCAAUAACAUCUGUUUAAAGUUUGCCACAACAAUUGAGUGGUCUCACCAGACCAAGUGAGGCUGAAGCACCAAAACCUUUGAAUAAAUUAGCCGAGGUGCAUUAACUGUUUAACAAUUUGUUAUUUGUUUGACAACUUUUAUCUCUAAAUUCAAAAGUUGCAGAGUCUGACUUUGAAGGGCUGAGUUGGAGCAAACCUUGAAACAAGAUGGGUCAUUAAUGGUAUCAGCAUUUGAGAUGUGCACUGUCCAAACAAGCAAGUUACAUUAUAAAACCAGUAUGUCAUUCAUAAAAAAAAAAAUCCACAAAUCAUGAAAUCAUGAAGAGUUUAUCAGGAUCUUUUCAUUGUUUGUCAGUGAAAGCUGAUGUGAGCCUCAAAGUAAAGCACCGUGUCAUCAGCAAACAACAGCAACUUAUUUUUCUAUUCUUGUUCUUUUUGUAGCCACGUCCAUUCAGACUAUCACUGUGUUAAUAUGGUAGCAUUGAUAAAGGAAACAUCAGCAAAAGUGGGUUUUCUUUUUAAUACUCCACUGGAGAAAAGUCAGUAGUAUGUUACUGAGAAGAUCGAUCUCGCAAGCCAUCUCCAGCUUCUAGUUGAGGUUCGAUUUUGGGUUUGGUAAUUUAUUUUCUUAUUUUUUUACAGACGAUUUAGCUCCUGAACAGAUAUGGAAGUGAGAGUAGAAGGGGUUGAUGUAUACAUUUAUCCAGCUAUUCCUCACAAUGUAUCAUGGCUCUAGAAAGGUGGGUUCAUUUGACUGAUGUUGGUUUGAAACCUAGUUUGUGUGUUCCCUGUGUGUUGGAUUUGGUGCCUCUUAAUGCUUCAAAGCAGACCUCGAGAUCUCUUUCUGUUUUUUUUGCUCUGUCUGUCUCACUUCCUCUCCCUGUAAAAACAAACGAUGCUGUUAGCAGUAGGAGCAGAGACAGCAAAAUCACACAGAUGUUUGUUUCCUCCGACACAAACAGUCACCCUCAUUAUUUGGUUUGAACCUCUCCGAGGGGUGUUUAAGCUACAAAGGAAAGUGAUUAUGCUCGUGCAAGUACUGGAUGAAGUUGGAUUGAAACAGAUUUAGGCAAUCACUUUUCUCUUUAUUGAUUUAGAUGCCUAAGCCUCAAGGGUUUUUUUGUCAUGCCUUUGUAGAUAGAUCGCAGAUGAUCCGUGGGUGAAAACAAAAACAAUUUUACAGUCACUUUAGGCGAUUAAAAAAAGUGACAUUUUUUCUAUUCAGCAUGCUUUUGCUAAAUAAAUGAAAUAAUUCAGUUAUUUGCUAUAAACGAUACUGUAUGAGUAUGUAUUCAAGUACUGCAGUAUGCAGACAAUUAAAAAUAUCAGAAACUCUUUUAAGAGGUUCAUAUUUUUCUUCUAGUAUGUUUCACUAAUAUUGAUGGUUAUGAGUUCUCAAUUCUUGUUUUGAGUGUCUUAUGAAUUGCCAGAAUAACUUAAUGACCCUAUUUGUAUUAACAAAUAUACUCUAUGGCUGGUUACUUACUACCACAUGCAUGUCUUGCCGAGUAAUUUAACCAAGACAGUGAUAGGUGCAGUCUUUUUUUUCGAUCAGAAGUUAGGUCAAUCCAGAGCAGCAACUUUGUUUUUCUGGUUGCUUGACAGCUUUGAUGAUGACUGGGUUCCUGACCAUUUUAUUGACACCAAACUAGGAAAUUUGAUCCUAGUGGUCACUGCUGGUAAACAAGGAUAUGCAAGUGAAAUAUAUUCCCUUAAAGACCAUUAUCUUUCUGCACAUAGAGAAUGAGGGCUCUAAAGGCUUAGCAUCAAACAGCAGCCACAAAGAGUAAGCCUAUGAGUUCAACAAAUUGUGCAACUUCCUUGAACAUCUCAGAGCACCGUGUUGCUAACCAUCAGGGUCGGCCUGAAGAAACAUCGGGUUGCUUUUCAUCAUGACUUUGAAUUUUAUCAAAGGAAACUGAUCAUCACUCGUUGAUAAUCAGUUGCUAUCAAAAAGCGCCCUGAGAUGCAAAAAAACCUUCAAGUGUAGCAGUGGGGGGGGAAAAUGUCUCCAUGACAAGUCCAACCUUGAAGAAUAUACUGUAAAGCUGUACUUCAAGAAAAUGCCGGUACAAAUUAACAGAACUACUUAUUAUGAAACGUUUACAUUGCGAGAAACAAAAAAUAAUUUUAGCAUUGGCAAUUCCCUGCUUGAUAGUGCAAUGCAGACGUGACAGUAUUUUAAUCAAGGAGAGUAAAAUAAAAGUUAGUUAAAACAUUCAUAACAAAAAUUUGCUGAGUAAAACAGUAGUUAAAAUGUGAGGGGUGUGUGGAGUCAUCUUCUUCCUCAGUUUUAGAAGAGCAAAUUGAUACCACUCUUGAAUCUGUGCUUACUGUGAAGCUACAGCCAUACGGCUAAUUUGUUUAGCUAGUACUAGCUAGUAGGUUGAAACUGCGUGCCUGGUUCGGUUCAUAUCAAAAACCCACUCAAUUUUGUUAUGUACAUGUAUGAACAACAGCGACAAAUGUAAAACAAAAUGUUGAUAUUUGUUUAAAAGGGGGUAAAGUUUGAGACUAUUCCAAGAUAGCUAAACAUGAAUUGUCUUGUCUUGCCAAGCUAAGCUUCCCGGCUGCUAGCUCCAUUUUCAUAUUUAUCAUACAGACUUGAGAGUGGUAUUACUCUUCUCAACUAACUUUCCACAAGCAAAUACAUAUAUUUAUGAGGUAUAAAACUACCCUUUCAGAAGGUAAAAUAACAGUUUAAAAGAAUGAAAAAACAGGUUUAAUUUGUGUGAUACAGUGGUCAUGAGACUGUACAUGUGAGUAAGAUAUAACAGUAAGCAGGUCAAAGUUAUCAUUAUAAAAUGAAACAUUGUGUUCGACUCAAAUUGUUCCUUUCCAUUAAACACAAUUUGUCUUUUGCUGUUAUUUCUGUCAUCUCUGAAUCAUCUAUUUUAUAAUCUAUUUCAUAUUAAACAUGAAGGACUUUGUAAACCUGAUGUGGAUUAAAAGCAACCACAUCAGGUCCUACUGAAAUUGUAACCAUGUCACAUAAAAGAAAUAUGGUGAAUAUUUUCAUUUGUUUUGAAUUAUUUUUAAUUUAUUUUAACAGGAUGCUUUUUUCAGUUAUUGAUAUUUUUUUUAUUUAAUCUCAAAAGAGUUACCAUUAUGUCAACAUUGUCAUCUGUUGUGGUACAUUUUGUUCUAUGGUUCAGUCUCUUUGUUUACAAGAUGACAUCUUGCAUUAAGAGAAAAACUCUAAUCUAUGGUAACUGCCCUUGAUUAUCUGUAAUUUAACUAGUGCUGCUAGAGAAAGAAAUCUAAAUGUAACAACUUACAAUAAAUACUUAAUAGAUUUUU